Molecule: messenger RNA, 889 nt
Organism: Oppiella nova
Lineage: Eukaryota; Metazoa; Arthropoda; Arachnida; Sarcoptiformes; Oppiidae
Source: the annotation of a GenBank genome assembly
CUUAGUGUAAUAAAUUAAAUUACUAUAUCUUUAUGACGAGAAAGCAAUUCAUUUAACUCAGGCUUAGAGUGUGGUUAUUAACAGUUAAACACCACAUUUAAUUGUAUUUUGAAAUUCAAUACUCAUUUGUGUUUUUCAGUUAGUGUUUAUAAUUUCAAUAACAAUCAAGUAACAAUAAUACAAAGUGUUCAAUCAAAAGUAACUCUCAAAACGUUUUUUUCAACUCAAUUCGUCAAUUUCAUUAUUCAUAUAAUGUGAACGUUUUCAAGUAUUCAUACGAAAAGUUAUCUAUUAGAAAAUGAAUUUAAAUAGUUUUCAAAGCACAACUAUAUUCACAUCAGUCAUAUUGACAGUCAUAUUAUUCUCAUCCAUAAGUAAAUCUCAGGAUCUAAAUCAUGGGCCGGUGCGCUCAGGACAGGCGCCUAUAUUUAUACCGGGAAAUGCGAGACCAGUGCCACCAGUCGGCCCCCAAAUACUGGGCGAUAUGAUCCAAUUCCGACAGGAGCUCAUGUACCCGUACAACCUGAGCGACUUAACGAAGAUAACAUCAGACAAACCCCUACACGACCAGCCCCUGCCAUUCCGACUGCCAUUCUUUGGCUUCUGGUAUCACUAUAUUUGGAUCCAAAGGGACGGCUACCUGGCCUUCAAUAAGGGUUUACUGUCGUACAAGUUUCCCGUGAAGUUCCCGUUCGUACCCAAGGAUAACCUCAUGAAGGAGGACCCCUCGAUGAUCGCCCCCUGGUUUGCACAGCAGGACAUACCUACGGAAGUGCCGCACGCGGGCGUCUACUUAAAGAUCGUAAACCUCGAGUCGGAGCUCAAUAUCACGUUAAGAGAUCGCAUAUACUAUGACUUCCGGGAGGGUAUGAUCGGUGCCUCCGAUUUC